UUUGUGACUAACUAUCGAUGAACCUAUUGGAUCCUAGAUUAGUUGAUGUGCUCAGCAGUAGCAAUGAGGAAUUGGUUUUUUGUGGUAAUAAUAGUAUGUGGGUGCGUUCCUUUAGACAUGAUCACUUUGCUCCAUGUUAAGUUUUGUUCACCUUUUUUUAAAGAGUGUUAACAUCACUCUCCUCUUUAUUGGUUGAAAUUGUGUGAAUUCCACCACAAAGUGUCAUACUUACCAAAAAGUGUAUUGAAUGGUAAACAUGACACCACUUUGUGGUGGAAUCCACAUCAUUUUAACAAAUAGGAAUGAGGGUAAUAUUCACUACCCUCUUGUAAGAAGAGUGAACAAAAUUGCACUCAAUAUCGAAUUGUUCGAGCCGUGGGCAUGCAUUAGUUCUCUUACAAUACACUACAUUUAAUUCAAAAAAUAAGUUCAAAUAAAUACUUUUAGUUAGCAGAACUGGCCUACUGUACAUGGAGACUCAGAAAAAGCAAGGAAGAAAGAAAAAGAAGAGAUCCAUUGCUGACAGCUGCGUUGAAUGGCUAAAAAUAGGAAGACAAUUCGAAGUUGAUUUCUAUAUCCGGGUAAUAGAAAAGACCUGAAGUUUACAGCCAGAGUAUACAUGGAAACUCAUCCAUCCAUCUAGAGAAAGGCAAGGAAGAAGGAUAAGAAGAGGAGGAGAAGAAAGCACUGAGGGCAACCAUCGACUAACAUGGCGGCAAUCACGGCGGCCGAGAUGUGGACGACAGUGGGCUCUACCAUCGCCAGUUUCAUGUUCGUUUCGACAAUCUUCCGCCAGUACUGCCCCCACGAGGUUCGCCAUUUCUUAGAGAAAUGGAUGCACAAGCUCGCGCGCUUUUUCAACCCAUACAUCCAUGUUUCCGUCCACGAGUUCACUGGGACCCGGCUCAAUCGUAGCGAAGCCUAUGCUGCGGUUGAGGCAUAUUUAAGUACAAAUUCAUCGAGAAGCGCAAAGAGGCUCAAACUCGAGAUGGAAAAAGAUAACAAGAAUAUUGUACUAAGCAUGGACGAGUAUGAGAAGGUGACAGACGAGUUUCAAGGUGCGGAAAUUUCGUGGGUUUUGGGCAAGACCGGUAUGCCUCAACAACCCAUGGGAAGUGCGUACCACUCGGAGCCGGAGAGGAGAUUUUACAAGCUUACGUUCCAUAAGCGUCAUAGGGAGAUGAUAGCCGAAUCUUACUUGCAGCACGUGAUGAAGAAAGGGAAGGAAAUUAGGGUGAAGAAUAGGCAGAGGAAGCUCUACACAAAUGGUGCAGCGAAUAGAUGGUUCAUUACCAAGCAAACUAUGUGGAGCGAUGUACCAUUUGAGCAUCCGGCGAGAUUCGAGUCGAUAGCAAUGGAGGCGGAGAAGAAGCAAGAGAUCAUAGAGGAUCUUCUGCAUUUCAGCCAGAGUAAGGAUUUCUACGCUCGGAUUGGGAAAGCGUGGAAAAGGGGAUAUUUACUAUAUGGUCCCCCUGGCACAGGGAAGUCUACGAUGAUUGCCGCAAUGGCAAAUUUGUUGAAUUACGAUGUUUACGAUCUAGAGCUCACGGCAGUCAAGGAUAAUACAGAGCUGAGGAAGCUAUUGAUAGAGAUUACGAGUAAAUCCAUUAUAGUAAUCGAGGAUAUUGACUGCUCGCUUGAUCUUACAGGUCAAAGGAAAAAGAAGACAGAGAAAGAAACAGAAGACAAGAAUGAGCAGGGGAAAAAAGAAACAAACUCUAAGGACCCAAAGGAAGAGAGUAUCAGCAGAGUUACGCUUUCUGGGCUUCUGAAUUUCAUUGACGGCCUCUGGUCUGCUAUCGGAGGAGAGAGAAUAAUCGUGUUCACAACUAAUUACGUGGAGAAGCUGGACCCUGCACUAAUAAGAAGGGGAAGAAUGGACAAGCAUAUUGAGCUUUCGUACUGUAGUUUUGAAGGAUUUAAGGUACUUGCAAAGAAUUACCUGUUGGUAGAAGCACAUCCGUUGUUUGAGACAAUAGAAAGAUUGAUGGAGGAGACCAAGAUUACGCCUGCUGAUGUGGCAGAGGCCCUCAUGCCGAAGUCCUUCAGAGAAGACGCGGAGAAAUGCCUUUCGAACCUGAUUCAAGCUCUUGAGGAAGCAAAGAAAAAAGCUGCAACGAAGAAAGCAGAGGAGGAAUCAAGAGGGAAGGAACCAACAAAGGAUGAUUCACUGGUGCAAGAUCGAAUCAUCGUUUUGAACUUGGGGUGGAACCCGCAAUGGGGGCUAUGGAAGAAUAUGGAGGUAUGAUGGUAUGUAGAGGAGGUUAUUCCCUUGGGGGUGGUUGGUUUACCAAUUUUUCCUCCAGUAACCAGAAAAUUAAGCCAGACCAGUGAAGAAAAGUCAAGCUUUCAUUUCUCUCUCUAGUGACUGAAAACAACAUCAAAGACCCAAAACCAUCGAAGACUCUCAGGCCGUCCAAAAUCUUUUACCUACUUCCUUCUACGUAUUUUCUUGGAAGUUCAUGCUUGUGAGUUGUGAUUGAGAACUCCCCACGUCACCUUUAGGAUUCUACCAAGCAUCAUUGCUGACUGCUGAGUUGAAUCUUCUGAACUCAACCAAUGAAACUAAAGAAUAUA
Rhododendron vialii is the source of this 2577-nucleotide messenger RNA. RefSeq names its product AAA-ATPase At3g28580-like. The transcript is spliced from 2 exons. Gene Ontology annotation, molecular function: ATP binding; ATP hydrolysis activity. NCBI's taxonomy places the organism in Eukaryota, Viridiplantae, Streptophyta, Magnoliopsida, Ericales, Ericaceae. Bases 710 to 2248 code for a protein of 512 amino acids. The record is from RefSeq and is a predicted model, not a curated record.